AUGCUCCGGUGUCUCCUACUUACCGCAUCGUCUAUUGUGCUGCGCAUUGUGGACCCCGAAAACCUCCCGGCUGGGGAAAUCGUGUCCCUCUCGAAAAAUCAGCUUGCAACACUCAUCUGGUAUCUCAAGUGGGGGCUAUCAUUAUGGGCUGUAGUCGACCUCAAUUCUGCGUUGAACCGCUGGGCGGCGAACCGAUGGGUGUGGAAGAUUGAUAAAAGCGUUUGGAACUUUCAGACCGAAGUCGCAGUCGUCACUGGUGGAUCAGCAGGGAUCGGAGCUUGUGUAGUCAAGAAGCUCGUUUCUCAUGGUAUUAAAGUCGCGGUCUUGGAUGUCGGGCCACUUUCAGAAUCUUUCACCCAAGCCGAGAGAGAUUCCAUUCGUUACUAUAAAUGCGACAUCACUUCUCGAGACGAGAUACGCGGUGCAGCAGAGGCGAUUCGCUCUGAUCUCGGCUCGCCCUCAAUACUCAUCAACAACGCGGGUAUCGGCAAUGCAGGGACGAUUCUCGACAUUCCUCUAGAAAACUUGAAAAAGAUGUUCGACAUCAAUCUUCUCAGCCACUGGAGCACUGUUCAGGAAUUUCUUCCAGAUAUGCUAGCUAAAAGAAAGGGCCAUAUUAUGAGCGUCGCAAGCCUCGCUUCUUUCGUCGCUCUAGCAGGAGCAGCCGACUACAGCUGCACAAAAGCCGCACUUCUGGCUUUCCACGAGGCCCUCACGCAGGAGGUGAAGCAUCGAUACAAGUGUCCUCAGAUCAUGACCUCUAUCGUUCACCCCAACUGGACAAAAUCAGCUAUAACAGCACACCCAGCGAUCGAAGCUGGACUGAAGCGGAUUGGUGCGCGCCUCCUAGAAGCCGAGGAUGUUGCUGAAGCUAUGGUCAAACAGAUCAUUUCUGUAGAGAGUGGGCAAAUAGUUCUAGGCCCCGCCAUAUCUCCAAAAAUCCGUGCCUUACCUCUUUGGCUGCAAGAGAUCCUUCGCGACAGUCAGGCAAACGUGGUCACUGGAAAUGGUUCGACGUCGUGA
Molecule: messenger RNA, 1023 nt
Organism: Cucurbitaria berberidis CBS 394.84
Lineage: Eukaryota; Fungi; Ascomycota; Dothideomycetes; Pleosporales; Cucurbitariaceae
Product: NAD(P)-binding protein
Exons: 2
Coding region: 1-1023 (340 amino acids)
Molecular function (GO): oxidoreductase activity, acting on the CH-OH group of donors, NAD or NADP as acceptor
Source: RefSeq, a predicted model, not a curated record